This is a messenger RNA of Meira miltonrushii, 1539 nucleotides long. RefSeq lists its product as uncharacterized. The record is from RefSeq and is a predicted model, not a curated record. The coding region runs from base 1 to 1539 and encodes 512 amino acids. Gene Ontology annotation, molecular function: ATP-dependent DNA damage sensor activity; mismatched DNA binding; ATP binding. NCBI's taxonomy places the organism in Eukaryota, Fungi, Basidiomycota, Exobasidiomycetes, Exobasidiales, Brachybasidiaceae. The transcript has 2 exons. Gene Ontology annotation, biological process: mismatch repair. Gene Ontology annotation, cellular component: MutLalpha complex.
AUGGAAGAAGCAGGUGGAGGCGCUGCCCAUCCAUCUUCACCACGAUCAUCCAUCCAGGCGAUCAAGAGAGGGGAUGUUCAUAGGAUCACAAGUGGACAAGUUGUAUUGGACAUCCAAUCUGCCGUUAAGGAAUUGAUUGAAAAUGCACUGGACGCAGGUGCAACAGCGAUUGAAGUUCGAUUCAAGGAGUACGGAGCAGAUUUGAUCGAAGUGGCAGAUAAUGGGUCGGGCAUUGAGUCAUCAAAUUAUAAUUCGCUGGCAUUGAAACAUCAUACUUCCAAACUGCAAGAUUUCGCUGAUUUGAUACGUGUCACAACAUUUGGAUUUCGCGGAGAAGCAUUGAGCUCAUUGUGUGAGCUGGCAAAAGUGCAAUUCGUAACAGCUACUCAAUCAGAAGAUCCUGUCGGCACAAUACUGGAAAUGAACAGAGAUGGAACGAUUCAAUCGCGCGAUAGAAAGGUAGCACGUAAACGUGGUACCACAGUGAGCGUCUCCGACCUCUUUUAUACCCUACCAGUCAGAAGGAAGGAGCUGGUCAAAAAUGUCAAGCGUGAAUUUGCUAAAGCUCAAGGCUUAUUACAGGCAUAUGCUAUCAUUUCCUCUGGCGUUCGCUGGAUUGUUAGCAAUACGGUGAAGGGCAAGAAGAAUACAAUCAUGACUAUACCGGCAUCUUCACCUACUACUCACCUUUCAGCAAAUGUUACUGCUGUGUUCGGGCCAAAAGCCGCUCCGGAUUUGGUGCCGUUGGAUCUUCAAUUGUCGCUCUCUUCCAUACAGAGACGAUCCGCAAUUUCAUCUAGGAGGCAAUUGGAUGCGGCCAUCGAACAAAGCGAUCCUGCAACGGUUGAUUCGAUCUUGUCUCGUUUCAUUGAGAAAACUGAUUUUGUGAAGAUGGAAGUUUUGGGUCAAUUCAACUUAGGCUUCAUUAUUGCCCGAAGAAAGAAACGUGACGGCCAAGAAGAUGAUUUGAUGAUUAUUGAUCAACAUGCAGCGGAUGAGAAGUAUAAUUUUGAGAGAUUAACAAACACGACAAAAUUACAAACCCAAAGAUUAAUCGUCCCAAGAACGCUUCAACUUUCACCUUCGGACGAAUUGACGGCAGUUGACCAUAAAGAAGCAUUAUAUGCACACGGCUUCCAGAUUGAGAUUGAUGAAGAAGCGCUGCCUGGAUCAAGGAUUCGUUUGGUUGCUUUACCUAUAUCUCAACGUAUCACUUUUGGCGUUGAAGAUUUGGAAGAAGUUUUGCAUAAGUUGGCAGAUGAACAACCUAAUUCUCAACGUGCUUUGUCUACCCGAUGCAGUAAAUGGAGAAAUGUGCUCGCUUCAAGGGCCUGCAGAUCAUCAAUCAUGAUCGGAUCGGCCCUCAAAACCAGCAAGAUGGAGACUGUGAUCAGACAUUUGAGCACGUUGGAUCAACCGUGGAAUUGUCCCCACGGUCGACCAACGAUGCGUCAUUUGUAUGACCUCAACUCAAAGGGAGUAUCGAAAGUAGCCAACGGUGGUUCAGGGUCUGCCAUCGAUUGGGCAAGCUUCGCAUAA